This is a messenger RNA of Rubroshorea leprosula, 1603 nucleotides long. The record is from the annotation of a GenBank genome assembly. NCBI's taxonomy places the organism in Eukaryota, Viridiplantae, Streptophyta, Magnoliopsida, Malvales, Dipterocarpaceae.
UUUGGAGCCGAACAUCACCAAACUUGAUGUUCGACUCAAAAACUUACAUGAGUUCAAGUAAGCAUCGAGCUCUAUUCUUGGCAAUGGUUUGUCUCGUUUGCAAUCCUACCUUGAAAUUCCUUUCUAGUUUUCCUCCAUAACUCCCACAAAUGGAAAUGCUUCCCCAACCCAUUUUUUCAUCCACUUUUGUGUGCAUCAUCACCAUCUUCUCCAUCUUGCUCCUUCUCCCACCAUCAUACAGCGAUCCCUUGGAUGAGUUCAUAAAGUGUAACCGUUCUGCUUCCUUCGAGUGCGGCAGCCAUGGAACCUUUUACUAUCCUUUUUGGAACGACGAAACUCCGGAGCAUUGUCAUCCGCUUGGGAUAUUCCGCGUGAAAGACUGCGAAGAAGAUGUUCCCACCAUAGACUUUGGCCCAGAUGGUUCAUUCCUCCUGCAGCACAGAAACCCAUCAGAUUACAGCAAAUUGACCAUUGCUUCAAUUGAUUUAAAGGCAUAUAUUUGUCCCAAGACACCACAAAACAAAACUCUGCCUUUCUUGAAAUUCUCCGAAACCGACAGAAACCUCACUCUGUUCUAUAACUGUACAUCACCUCAAGGGCUACUCCCUGGAGAUGAGAUUGAUGAUUGCGGACCCAAUGACAACAGCAAACCCUUCUUUAUGCCUGAUUGGGAGGAACAUGAGAAGGAUGAUCGUUACGGGUGCAGUACUGUGAUAGUUGCGGUUAAUCAGACGGUUUUCAACAAAGUCUGGCAUGGGGAACUGACAUUGGUUGAUGCUUUGAGACAAUUUUGGUUUGAUGUGGAGUACAGCAGUAGUGCGAUUUUCUGUGAUCAAUGUGAGAAUUUAGGUGGCGAAUGCGAAAUCAAUUCGAGUUCAGAUCAGUAUCUACAAACAGCGUCAUGCCAGCAUCCUCCAGGUCCAGGUCGGGAUGAAGGUCCGGGUCGAGGUAUGGAUUAUCUAUGCAAAACAAUUUGGUUUUAGUUUGGUGUAGUGCUUACGUCUUAGGAUUAUUCUGUUCUGGCAAGUCCAAUACUAUAGCUUCUUGGAAACUCACUGCUUGACGUUGUUCUGGUCUUCUUUGAACAAGUCAACGUGACUAGCAGCUUUGGUUGACUGCACUUUUAAACUUUAACCCAUUGGUGCAAAUUUGAAAUGACAAUUUGCUCCCACGCCCAUGAUCCUCCUCGCUGGUUUUUUCACCCAAUUGGAUGGCGACCUAGUAAAAUUGGCGGGAGCAUAGAUGACUGAGGGGUUAAGUGCUUCUCUCCCUCUAAGUGAAUGAAAGUUGAAACUACAAUUUUUUUUAGAAGGAAAAAAAAAAAUCUACAAAAAGUUUUUUGGGGCACGGGUUGCUUAAGGGAACUUAUGCCUUGAGUACUAGGCUAGGAAGUAGGAACGGGUUCCUUGAGAGAACUUAAUGCCUUGGGUGGCUUGGCACGGGUUGCUCAAGGGAACUUUUGCCUUGAGUAGGCUUGCUUGCAAAAGCUUUUGCGAGUUCAAGCUUGAAGCUUGGCUUAACUUCGAGUUUGAUUCAAGUUACUUGGUUAAAUUAUUUGUGUUUUACAUGGAACGUAGUAAUUUAAUCAAUUUCAUUAUCAAGC